CGUACGGAGCGUGUGGAGUUCAUUUCGUAGCUUGAACUUGUGAAAAUUAUUAUUUUUACAGUUCAAAUCUACACAAAUUGUAGUUAGUGAAUUGAUUUCUAUCGAUUUCCAUCAAAUACCAUCAUAAUUAGGCAUUCCUCCUGUAUUACGAUGGAGGACCGCAGCGGAAUCGAGCGUAUUUAUGGUGGUUGCGAGGGUCCGGAUGCCAUGUACGUGAAGCUAAUCUCUUCGGAUGGACAUGAAUUCAUCGUGAAGCGGGAGCAUGCCCUCACUUCGGGAACAAUCAAGGCUAUGCUUUCAGGACCCGGCCAGUUUGCAGAGAAUGAAGCGAACGAGGUCAAUUUUAGAGAAAUACCAUCACACGUCCUGGAAAAGGUGUGUAUGUACUUUACAUACAAGGUGCGCUACACCAACAGCUCUACGGAAAUUCCCGAAUUCCCGAUCGCCCCGGAAAUUGCGCUGGAGCUGCUGAUGGCUGCUAACUUUUUAGACUGUUAGAAACUAUGUAAGAAACGUGCGCGUGUUCGGUCGUGAGAAAGAGAAUGAACGUCGGAAAACAGCAGAUUGGGUAUUGGCUUAAUUAACUCGGAACAACUCAUAAAUAGAAAACAGCAUAAUUUAUCAUCAUUUUUAUUGUCAGUAAAGAAGUGGAUACAUACACCGGUAGAUGCGAAUACUCCCACAUUAAAUGGCAAAGUUUCUUCGACAGACAGGAUGAUAUACUUUAAUCGGCGGAAGACACUGCAGCCUUACCAGGACAGAAUAGUUUGUACAUUGUUUUUUUUUUGAUUUUUAAUUCGCAUUACAGAUAGUGUGGAAACAAUAUGAUUUACAAACAAUUUUAGAAGUUUAAGCAUCAUAAUUUAUUUGUUUGUUGAUAGAUGAAGCUUACUGGCUAAUCAAUUGAUUUUUGGAGCAUUUCUUAUAAAAUAAAAAUUAUCAUUCGGAAAUCAUGUUCACACAGCCCAGCCCAGCAACAAGUCUAUCAUGUCUAUGUUGAUUUAAUUUCUAUUAUUGACCUAUCUUUUGACUGAACGUUUUCUUUCUUUUUGGCUUUUUGUAAUCAUAAUUUAACCGUUUCAAGUAGUAGGUACACAUAGCAAUGUAAUCUACUAUUAUAGUGAAGAAAUUAAAACAAUUGGAACUGGAGUUAAACUAGGAAACAAAUAUGUAAACCAAAGCACUUUGGCUAUUUAGUUGGAGGGCGACAUCAACCUUAUGGAAUGUGUUUUGCUAAUAAA
This is a messenger RNA of Ochlerotatus camptorhynchus, 1241 nucleotides long. It is a transcript of the gene EloC, whose product is annotated as elongin C. Gene Ontology annotation, molecular function: protein-macromolecule adaptor activity. The coding region runs from base 151 to 498 and encodes 115 amino acids. NCBI's taxonomy places the organism in Eukaryota, Metazoa, Arthropoda, Insecta, Diptera, Culicidae. Gene Ontology annotation, biological process: ubiquitin-dependent protein catabolic process. Gene Ontology annotation, cellular component: elongin complex. The transcript has 3 exons. The record is from RefSeq and is a predicted model, not a curated record.